CCUCUCUCCAUGUCUUCACAGCUGGUCCGCAUCGCCAAGGUCCUGGGCACGGACGACCUGUACGGGUACCUGAAGAAGUAUCACAUAGAGUUGGAUCCUCACUUUAAUGACAUCCUGGGACAACACUCGCGGAAACGUUGGGAGAACUUCCUGCACAGUGAGAACCGCCAUCUGGUGAGCGCCGAGGCUCUGGACAUUCUGGAUAAAUUAUUGCGCUACGACCAUCAGCAGAGGCUGACCGCCAGAGAAGCCAUGGAGCACCCCUAUUUCUAUCCGGUAGUGAAGGAGCAGCAGGCCCAGACAGACCCCAAUCUGCUCCCUGGCAGCAUGUCAACAGCUCGAUGAGGACCGGGCAUUGUGGGUAAGG
Messenger RNA from Nanorana parkeri, 367 nucleotides. Its product is annotated as casein kinase II subunit alpha'-like. The record is from RefSeq and is a predicted model, not a curated record. Gene Ontology annotation, molecular function: protein serine/threonine kinase activity. NCBI's taxonomy places the organism in Eukaryota, Metazoa, Chordata, Amphibia, Anura, Dicroglossidae. Gene Ontology annotation, cellular component: nucleus; protein kinase CK2 complex; cytosol. The coding region runs from base 10 to 345 and encodes 111 amino acids. The transcript has 3 exons. Gene Ontology annotation, biological process: regulation of chromosome separation; protein phosphorylation.